GAAGAAGAAGAUGAAGAUGAUGAUGAUGAUGAUGAUGAUGAUUUCAGUGUAAUUAUUCCUGAAGCUCAGCACACAUUCAGAGAUCUUUCACGGUGUUUGAUUUCCCGAAACGCGGUUCAUCUCCAGCUGAACUCUCUGACGUCUGAUUUUUCCUCUGGAACCCAAACGCCUCUCUGUCUAACUUUCAGUUUCGUUCUUCCAAAGCUGUGGCGCAGUUUACGUCCUCCGGUCCAUCCUCAGCUUUUAAACUCUUUAUUGUUGGACAAUUGUUCAGAAAAGCAGCAGAAACUUGAGCCUCUCUGGUAUCUCCGCUUUGUGGUGCCUGAAUCAGCCUGUGGAGGAGGCGAAGUGAGGAGCUGCUCCAAGCCGUUCAGGGAGACCUGAGCUCGGCCUGACAACCGGCAGAGACCCGGUAUGACUGGAUCCAGACAGCAGGAGGCCGUUCUCUUGCCGUCCCCUUAACGAGCUGAUCGGGAGGAGCGGGACUAUUCCCGACUCAAUCUGGCGUAACUCGUCCGUUCAAACGGUCAGAGGUGUUUGAAAGAUGGAGAAUAGAAAGAGGAAGGGGAAGAAGGCAAGAAUUUAAAAGAGGAAAUCUGUGGAAACAGAAGCAGACAAAUGUGCUGAUAAUGGAAACUAUUUCUGUGAAACGAGCUCACGGUUUGAAACAAAUGAGGACGAUGGAAAAGAUACAGAAAGAUGCUGAACUUUUCUUCAGACCACUGUUCAGUUUAAUUAAUUAUCAAGUCAAUGAAUUGUGUGUGGUUGUGGCGUAAAACAUCACGUUAUAUAAUGUAAAUAAUAGUCUGAUGCUGGUAAACUUUGUCUUGUAGCUCCUCAGAGUCAGAAGAAAGAUCCAGAACCAACAUCAGCCAUGAGCCACAAGUCCAGAGAGAAUAUUGUCAGAGUGAAUCUAAUGAAGAGUCUGGUAUAGAGCUGCUCUGUAGGAGAAGAUGAUUCAGAUCUACAUGAAUGAAACUGACCUGAACUGAUCAAAAGGCUUUGUAAAAAGUGGAGAUUUGUGCUGAGAAUUGUGAGUAUUUUAAAACGUGGUUUAGAGCCAGAAGCAGAUCCAGUAGUGAUGAAAGGAUUAUUCCUGUCCGUAAAGGAACAGGUGAGCUGCUGGAACAGAGAGAACAAACAAGCAUUAGUUCUACUAGAACCACUUUAUAUGCUCAAACCAUAAUAGUGACCCGUUCUAUUUUGAUCAUUAAAAGUAACACAACUGAAAGGGAAUAAGAUGAAAGUAAUCUGAAAUAAACCUGCAUGUUUUUAAAGCAACCCUUACUUGUUCUGAAUUGGAAAUAUUGUAGAAAAAUACACUGAACUAGAGGUUUUACAGAACAGUGUUCUAUAGCAGACUGAACAUGUGAGGUUCUAAUGACAUGAUUUUAAUAAGAACGGGUUCUGAUCUAAAGUGGGCUGGUCUGAGGCCUCAAACUCCAGGACUGAAAAUGAUCCCACUGCUCAAACUAAGUGGAUUUGACUGUGAUCUCUGCCUGUUUCCCUGUCAGUACCAUCAGUGAUUAAAGCGUUAAAAAGCCUCAAUCUCCUCCAGUAUGUUGACUUUAAUCAUCAAGUUGAUCAGAGAACAGACAGCUGCCUCACUGGAGCGUGAGUAGCUGUGACUUGUAGAGGACUGGGAUGUUUCUUCCACUUUCUAGAGUCUACUGCUUUUAACUGACCUCAGAAACACACUAUGUUGAUGUGAGCCACUAGUUUUAUGAGUGUCUGCAUGGAACCAACAACUGAUGGUCAAGUCAAAGAAAUUCAGUACGGUUCACAAACAUUCACACAACAUUUAUUAAACCACAACUUUGGAUGUAUUUUAGUCUGUAUGAGGUUAUUUCACGUCAUUUGUUGUAAUUUACAUGUUUCUGGAGUACUUUCGUGAUUUUUUUUUGUACAUUAUUUAAAAAAAUUGCACCUUUUUGUGAUGAUUUUACACAUUUUUGUUUUUUUAAAGUGUUUUGAGGUUAUGUCACAUCAUUUGUUGAGAUUUUCAACAUUUUUAUGGUAAUUUAACAACUUUUUAAUGUCCAUUUUGCUUUUUUAAAAGUGAUUUUGGACCUUUUUUUUUGUAGUGAUUUCAGUUCUGUAUUUUUAUACAUUUUUAAAGGGUUUUGCACCUUUUUGUGUUGAUUUUUAUUUAUUUUUUUUGCAUUUUGAGGGGUAAUUUCACGCUAUUUGUUGUGACUUUGUGUCUGUACAUGAAUUUAAACCAAAUCUUCAGACAUGUUGGGGUGUUCCUAACCAGCAGGAGUUCUCAAACUGAUGCAGACAUCAAUGUGUUUUAUCAGUAAAUAUCAUUUGUGUUUGUCAGGCAGUUUUAAAUGUGAGUUGUUCUUAUUAUCUGUCAAUCACAACCUGUGAUCUGAUCUGUCUAGCAGAGGGGAAAAGAUUUAAAGUGAAAUAAAGUUCACCUGAUACACUUUGAAGAAACCAAAUGCUAGAAAUGUUCAGAUGUUUCUUAAAUGCAUUAAAUGAGACUGAGAGCAGACAUGUUGAGGGAAAUGUGAAUCAGUGUGAUUUCUGCCGAUGUUGGUUCUGUCCCAGUGAUUCCAUUCUAGGGAAUGUUAACUGUCAGGGAUUUACAGCCUGAUGGGAGCUUCUGGUUUCAUGAAGCACAGGGUUUGUACAAGUUGUGUUGGAUGUUGAGUGACAUGAAAAAGGUUGAGUGUUGAAAUAAUCGGUCACAUGAAAUGAGUGGGAAUCAGCCUGUAAAAUGUGCUCUUAUUGUGAAAGUCUGCCUUCUGCUUCCUCAUAGGUGGAGUCCUGACUGGUUCCAGGAAACAGAUCACCUGUCUGAGUGUCCAGGAGUGGACUGGAAACUUUCUUCUUCUUCAGCGCUUUGAAUAAAGUGUAAGUUUACUUUGUUUGCUGCUUUAACUUCAGUAAUGUUGCUGUUUGUUUCUGCUCUGUCAUGUUUCUACAUGUUCACUUCUUAUUUCAGCACAAACUUUGGAUGACUGCUGUUUAAACAUGGAUCAAUACGAUUAUUAGCUUAUUGAUUGACUGCAAUCAGUCAAUAUUUCUAUGAGAUUAUUGAUGGACUUGAGUCAGUUUGAUGAGCUGCUGAUGUUUCUUUGUUGUUUUGUUUUUCUGACUUUGGGUUUGUGGGUGAGUCUCUGCAGCUCCAUGUCUCCAUCUGCUGGACUGAUAGUAGAAGUGCAGCAGCUGAUCUUCUCCAGGAGGAUCUGAGCGGAUGAAUGAUGUUUGUUUCCUGUGCAGGUGAAGGUAGAAAGUGUGUGUGAGCCGCUGUGAGUUGAGCAUCAUGGAUGAGUGUGAGGACAGAGAGGAGGGAGUCCCUCCCUCUAAAAGCUCUCUGUGUGGGGAACAGGAGAACCAGAGCAAAGCUCAGAGGAAUCCACCUGAACCUGGUCCUGAACCUGGACCUGUAUCCAGCUGUGUGUCCUUCAAGAGCGACCGGUCUAAGGAUCUUCCUCUUAAUUUUAAAGGAGAACAAGGUCUUGUUGCAAAGAAAAUCCAUCAGAGUCCACAGUCCUCUGGACCUGGACCUCCAUCCAGCUGUGUGUCCUUCAAGAGCGACUGGUCAAAGGACCUUCCUCUUAAUUUUAAAGGAGAACCAGGCCGUGCUGUAGAGGGAGUGGAGCAGCAGAACUCAGAGGUUCCCAGAGCUCAGUCUGUCCAGCAGCAUCACCUGGACUCCAUAUUCAUGCUGCUGGAGGACAACAUGGUGACUUUUGUGAAGAAGGAGCUGAAGAAGAUGCAGAAGGUUGUGAGUCCAGAUUACCCAGAAUGCUCCUCAGAGAGUCAGAGGGAGGAUGAGGAGGAAUUGGAGGGUGAUGAUGAAGAUGAGAGGAGCAGCAGAGAGAUGUUUCAGCAGAUCACAGUGUUGUUCCUGAGGAGGAUGAAGCAGGAGAAGCUGGCUGACUGUCUGCAGAGCAAACUUCCUGCUGCAGUUUGUAGACGUGAACUUAAAUGUGGUCUGAAGAAGAAGUUCCAGAGAGUGUUUGAGGGCAUCGCUAAAGCAGGACAGAAGACCCUCCUGAAUGAGAUCUACACAGAGCUGUACAUCACAGAGGGAGGGACUGCAGAGGUCAAUGAUGAACAUGAGGUCAGACAGAUUGAAGCAGCAUCCAGGAAAGCAGACAGAGUAGAAAGAAGCAUCAGAGCAGAAGACAUCCUGAAAGGCUCACCUGGAAGAGAUGGACCAAUCAGAACAGUGAUGACAAAGGGAGUGGCUGGCAUUGGGAAAACAGUGUUAACACAGAAGUUGACUCUGGACUGGGCUGAAGACAAAAGCAACCAGGACAUCCACUUCAUGUUUCCAUUGACUUUCAGAGAGCUGAAUGUGCUGAAAGAGAGAAAGUUCAGCUUGAUGGAACUUGUUCAUCACUUCUUCAGUGAAACCAAAGCAGCAGGAAUCUGCAGUUUUGAACACUUCCAGGUUGUGUUGAUCUUUGACGGUCUGGAUGAGUGUCGCCUUCCUCUGGACUUCCACAACAAUGAGGUCCUGAUUGAUAUGAGAGAGUCCACCUCAGUGGAUGUGCUGCUGACAAACCUGAUCAGGGGGAAUCUGCUUCCCUCUGCUCGCCUCUGGAUAACCACACGACCUGCAGCAGCCAAUCAGAUUCCUCCUGACUGUUUGGACAUGGUGACGGAGGUCAGAGGGUUCACCGACCCACAGAAGGAGGAGUACUUCAGGAAGAGAUUCAGAGAUAAGAAGAAGGCCAGCAGCAUCAUCUCCCACAUGAAGAAGUCACGAAGCCUCCACAUCAUGUGCCACAUCCCAGUGUUCUGCUGGAUCACUGCUACAGUUCUGGAGGAGCUGCUGAGAAGUAGAGAGGGAGGAGAUCUGCCCAGAACCCUGACUGAGAUGUACAUGCACUACCUGGUAGUUCAGGCCAAAGUCAAGAAGGUCAAGUAUGAUGGAGGAGCUGAGACAGAUCCACACUGGAGUCCAGACAGCAGGAGAAUGAUUGAGUCUCUGGGAAAACUGGCUUAUGAUCAGCUGCAGAGAGGAAACCUGAUCUUCUAUGAGUCUGACCUGACAGAGUGUGGAAUCGAUGUGGAAGCAGCCUCAGUGUACUCAGGAGUGUUCACACAGAUCUUUAAAGAGGAGAGAGGGCUGUACCAGGACAAGGUGUUCUGCUUCGUCCAUCUGAGCGUUCAGGAGUUUCUGGCUGCUCUUCAUGUCCAUCAGACCUUCAUUGACUCUGGAAUCAACCUGUUGGAAAAACAUCAACAAACAACCUCCAACAAACCUGAUCCAACAGUUUUCUACCAGAGAGCUGUGGACGAGGCCUUACAGAGUCCAAACGGACACCUGGACUUGUUCCUGCGCUUCCUCCUGGGUCUGUCACUGCCGACCAAUCAGAAUCUCCUACGAGGCCUGCUGACACAGACAGGAAGUAGUUCACAGACCAAUCAGAAAACAGUGAAGUACAUCAAGAAGAAGAUCAGUGAGAAUGUGUCUGCAGAGAGAAGCAUCAAUCUGUUCCACUGUCUGAAUGAACUGAAGGAUGUUUCUCUAGUGGAGGAGAUCCAACAGUCCCUGAGAUCAGGAUGUCUGUCCACAUAUUAUCUGUCUCCUGCUCAGUGGUCAGCUCUGGGCUUCAUCUUACUGUCAUCAGGAGAACAUCUGGACGUGUUUGACCUGAAGAAAUACUCUGCUUCAGAGGAGGUUCUUCUGAGGCUGCUGCCAGUGCUCAAAGCCUCCAAGAAAGUUGUACUGAGUGGCUGUAAUCUGUCAGAGAGAAGCUGUGGAGUUCUGUCCUCAGUCCUCAGCUCCCAGUCCUCCAGUGUGACAGAGCUGGACCUGAGUAACAACAACCUGCAGGAUUCAGGAGUGGAGAGUCUUUCUGCUGGACUGGAGAGCCCACACUGUAAACUGGAAGCUCUCAGGCUGUCAGGCUGUCUGGUCACAAAGGAAGGCUGUGCUUCUCUGGCCUCAGCUCUGAGCUUGAAUCCCUCAAAUCUGAGAGAGCUGGACCUGGGCUACAACCAUCCAGGAGACUCAGGAGAGACGAUGCUGAGAGCUAAAGUGGAUGAUCCACACUGUAGACUGGAAACUCUCAGGGUGACGCCUGCUGGAGUCCGAUGGUUGACACCAGGUCUGAGGAAGUAUUCCUGUGAACUCACAGUCGACACAAACACAGUAAACAGAAAACUCAAACUGUCUGACAACAACAGGAAGGUGACAUUAGUGAAGGAGCAGCAGUCGUAUCCUGAUCAUCCAGACAGGUUUGACUACAGGCUUCAGCUGCUGUGUAGAACUGGUCUGACUGGUCGCUGUUACUGGGAGGUUGAGUGGAGAGGAGAUGUUGAAAUAUCAGUGAGUUACAUAGGAAUCAGUAGGAAAGGAUUCAGUGAUGACUGCAUGUUUGGAUGGAAUGAUCAGUCCUGCAGUCUGAUCUGCUCUGAUGAUGAUGGUUACUAUGUCAGACACAAUAACAGUAAAACAUCCAUCAGUUCCUCCUCAGUCCCUCACAGAGUUUCAGUUUAUGUGGACGUUCCUGCUGGAACUUUGUCCUUCUACAGAGUCUCCUCUGACUCUCUGAUCCACCUCCACACCUUCAACACCACAUUCACUCAAACUCUCUAUCCUGGAUUUGGGUUCUACUUUCCUGGUUCUUCAGUGUCUCUGUGCUGAGUCUCGUCUCCAGAGUCUCCUCCUGGUAGAGAAACAGUGUUGAACAGAUAGUUGAGUCUCUCCAUGACUCUGUCCCUCACAAACAUGUUUUCACAUUCAUGGAUUAAAUGUGUUUCUUUGUCAAAUCCUUCUAAAUGAUUCCUUGUAAACUUGUUCCUCUUCAAAGAUGGAAGUUGUGAUUAUUCCAGGAGCCAAAUGUGGUGUUUGCGUCUUUUUCCAGUUAAAUGUUGAGAGUGAAAAUCAGGAUGUGGUGUUCCUCUGACGCUCACUUGAACUAAAAGCAUUUGAGCUGCACAAAGUGUGAAAUGAGAGAGGAAGCAGUGAAUCUCCAAACUGCUGACAGACUUUCACACAUUAUUGUCCAGUGAAAAUCAGCUUUUUGUGCAGCCACACUUGAUCCUGAUGUGAGUCUUUAAGUCCUGUUCUAGUGAUGAAAUGAGAACUUCCUUCAUCUGUAUCACUCUUUCCAAAGUAUUCUGUGCUCUUCUGUCAUUUAUGUCUUAUUGAUGGAUCCAUUUUUCAUUUUUACAAUAAAUAAGUGCUUCAAUGUUUUUUCAUAGUUUUUUUUUUAAUAAGUUUCUGAAUUUCUGGUUUCAUCAACAAAUUCUACCAGAUUUUAUUUUUCCAUCAAAGCUCCCAUAACCCUAGCUAUCUCUGGAUCAAAAUGUUUUCAGCAUCGAUAUGAUUCCAGUAGAAUUUAAACCCACCAGGACUAUCCAGAUUACAUUGAACUCUGUAAAUUCAACAUUUUUUAGCCUAUUUCAUUCUAUAAAUGUUGUGUUUGGCCGUUAAAGGAGGUUUUCCUCACAUUGUGGUGUAUUUGAACCCUUCCAUGGUCUAAAUUCUUUGAACAGAUCUUGUGCUGUAAUCAAUGUCUAACUUAGUUUUUAUUUUCAUUGCAGUGGUUGAUUUUUCCUGAACAAGAUCAAUGAUUUUAAUACGUCUUUCUCCACUUUUAUUUGCUCUGCCUGUGGCUUUUAAACUAUUAUAACUUUCUUUUUUGUUCAAUAAAUGACUAAUAACACA
Molecule: messenger RNA, 7642 nt
Organism: Acanthochromis polyacanthus (spiny chromis)
Lineage: Eukaryota; Metazoa; Chordata; Actinopteri; Pomacentridae
Product: NACHT, LRR and PYD domains-containing protein 12-like
Exons: 11
Coding region: 3275-6616 (1113 amino acids)
Molecular function (GO): protein binding
Source: RefSeq, a predicted model, not a curated record